This is a messenger RNA of Colletotrichum truncatum, 1110 nucleotides long. Its product is annotated as l-asparaginase. Lineage: Eukaryota; Fungi; Ascomycota; Sordariomycetes; Glomerellales; Glomerellaceae. Gene Ontology annotation, molecular function: asparaginase activity. The record is from RefSeq and is a predicted model, not a curated record.
AUGCAGACCUCGAGCCUCCUUCUCGCUGCAUCGCAGCUUGCCCUUAGCCUAGCUGCUCCAGCUCCCGUUCCCAUCACCAACCCGUUCCCAGCGCAUCAAUUAUCAACCCGGGACACUCACUUCAACGCCAGCCUGCCUAAUAUCACCAUCUUUGCCACGGGUGGAACUAUUGCUGGUUCUGCUGCGUCCAACGCUCAAACUACUGGUUACCAAGCCGGUGCCCUCGGGGUCGACAUUCUCAUCAAUGCUGUCCCGGAACUUUGGAACGUCUCCAACGUGAAAGGCGUGCAGGUCGCCAAUGUCGACUCGGGUAGCAUCACUCCUGAGAUCCUCCUCAACCUUACCCGUCUGGUGCAAGAAGCCCUUGACGACCCUUACUGCCAGGGUGCUGUCAUCACCCACGGUACCGAUACCAUGGAAGAGUCCGCCUUUUUCCUUGACCUUACAGUCAAGUCUGACAAGCCUGUCGUCGUCGUCGGCGCCAUGCGUCCCGCAACCGCCAUCAGUGCCGAUGGGCCCAUCAACCUCCUUGAGGCUGUUACUCUUGCUGGAAGCCCCGAUGCCAAGGGUCGCGGAACUAUGAUUGUGCUCAAUGACCGCAUCAGCAGCGCCUUCUACACGACCAAGACCCACUCCAACUCUCUUGACACCUUCAAAGCCGUCGAGCAGGGCUACCUUGGCUUCUUCCUUGACAUCAAGCCUGUUUUCUACUAUCACCCUGUUAUGCCUCUGGGACGCGUCUACUUCAACGUUUCCGAGACAAAGGCUCUGCCCGAGGUUGACAUUCUUUUCGGUCACCAGGUGCUGAACCCUGCCAUUGCAACCGCUGCCGUCGAGGCUGGUGCCAAGGGCUUGGUUUUGGCCGGUAUGGGUGCUGGAGGCUGGACCACGCCCGGUCGUGAUGCCUUGAAGAAGCUUGCUCAAGAACACGAUACCCAGAUCGUGGUAUCUAGCAGGACUAUGGGAGGCUUUGUUGAGGACAGCGAUGCUCUUAACACAUACCGUGGUUGGAACCUGAACCCUCAAAAGGCUCGGAUUAUGCUCCAGCUGGCCUUGAAUGCCAAAUACUCAUCGGAACAGCUCGAGACACUGUUCAAGUUUGCGCCGUAA